Erinaceus europaeus (western European hedgehog) is the source of this 3603-nucleotide messenger RNA. It is a transcript of the gene ELMO2, whose product is annotated as engulfment and cell motility 2. The coding region runs from base 143 to 2341 and encodes 732 amino acids. The record is from RefSeq and is a predicted model, not a curated record. Gene Ontology annotation, biological process: actin filament organization; cell motility. Lineage: Eukaryota; Metazoa; Chordata; Mammalia; Eulipotyphla; Erinaceidae. The transcript has 22 exons.
GUACCUGGGAAGAUAAGACAAGAUCACCUAAAAUGAUUAGGUGAUUUUCAAGACACCCUGUGGUGUGAAGAACCUGAAUCAUGGUGAGCCAGAGAGAGCUGUGUCUGUGUGUGUGCUGGAGAAGUAGGCCCCAUUGGGAGCAAUGCCACCACCAUCAGACAUCGUCAAAGUGGCCAUUGAGUGGCCAGGUGCUAAUGCCCAACUCCUUGAAAUUGACCAGAAACGGCCACUGGCAUCCAUCAUCAAGGAAGUUUGUGAUGGGUGGUCAUUGCCAAACCCGGAAUAUUACACCCUCCGUUAUGCAGAUGGUCCCCAGUUCUACAUCACCGAGCAGACUCGUAGUGACAUUAAGAAUGGAACAAUCUUACAGCUGGCUAUCUCCCCGUCUCGGGCUGCAAGACAGCUGAUGGAGAGGAUCCAGUCAUCCAACAUGGAGACACGGCUAGAUGCUAUGAAGGAGCUAGCCAAACUCUCUGCUGAUGUGACCUUCGCCACUGAGUUCAUCAAUAUGGAUGGCAUCGUUGUACUGACACGGCUUGUGGAAAGUGGAACCAAGCUCUUAUCCCACUACAGCGAGAUGCUGGCAUUCACCCUGACUGCCUUCUUAGAACUCAUGGAUCAUGGCAUUGUCUCCUGGGACAUGGUUUCAAUCACCUUUAUUAAGCAGAUUGCAGGGUACGUGAGCCAGCCCAUGGUAGAUGUGUCAAUCCUUCAGAGGUCGCUGGCCAUCCUGGAGAGCAUGGUCUUGAAUAGCCAGAGUCUGUAUCAGAAAAUAGCAGAGGAAAUCACCGUGGGACAGCUCAUCUCUCAUCUCCAGGUCUCCAACCAGGAGAUUCAGACCUACGCCAUUGCACUGAUCAAUGCACUUUUUCUGAAGGCUCCUGAGGAUAAGCGACAGGACAAGCACCUUAAUCCUCUAGACCUGCCUGUCACUGAUAUGGCCAAUGCCUUUGCACAGAAGCACCUUCGGUCUAUAAUCCUGAAUCAUGUGAUUCGAGGGAACCGCCCAAUCAAAACUGAGAUGGCCCAUCAACUGUAUGUCCUCCAAGUCCUGACCUUUAACCUUCUGGAAGAAAGGAUGAUGACAAAGAUGGAUCCCAAUGACCAGGCUCAAAGAGACAUAAUAUUUGAACUGAGGAGAAUUGCAUUUGAUGCAGAGUCUGACCCUAGUAAUGUGCCCGGAAGUGGGACUGAAAAACGCAAAGCUAUGUAUACCAAGGAUUACAAAAUGCUGGGGUUUACUAACCAUAUCAACCCAGCAAUGGACUUUACUCAGACUCCUCCUGGAAUGCUAGCCUUGGACAACAUGCUGUACUUGGCUAAAUUCCAUCAGGACACUUACAUCCGGAUUGUCUUGGAGAAUAGCAGCCGAGAAGACAAGCAUGAAUGCCCCUUUGGCCGCAGUGCCAUUGAACUCACCAAAAUGCUCUGUGAAAUUCUGCAGGUUGGAGAAUUACCUAAUGAAGGACGCAAUGACUACCAUCCCAUGUUCUUUACCCAUGAUCGAGCAUUUGAAGAGCUCUUUGGAAUCUGCAUCCAGCUGUUGAACAAAACCUGGAAGGAGAUGAGGGCAACAGCUGAAGACUUCAACAAGGUUAUGCAAGUAGUUCGGGAGCAGAUUACUCGAGCUUUGCCCUCCAAACCCAACUCUUUGGAUCAGUUUAAGAGCAAACUGCGUAGCUUGAGCUACUCAGAGAUUUUGCGACUGCGCCAGUCAGAGAGAAUGAGUCAGGAUGAUUUCCAGUCCCCACCAAUUGUGGAGCUGAGGGAGAAGAUCCAGCCUGAGAUCCUUGAAUUAAUCAAGCAGCAGCGCUUGAACCGGCUCUGUGAGGGUAGCAGUUUUCGAAAGAUUGGAAACCGCCGAAGGCAAGAACGUUUCUGGUAUUGUCGCUUGGCAUUGAACCAUAAGGUCCUGCAUUAUGGUGAUUUGGAUGACAACCCUCAAGGGGAGGUGACAUUUGAAUCUCUGCAGGAGAAAAUUCCAGUUGCAGACAUUAAAGCCAUUGUCACUGGGAAAGAUUGUCCCCACAUGAAAGAGAAAAGUGCUCUGAAACAGAACAAGGAGGUGUUAGAAUUGGCUUUCUCCAUCCUGUAUGACCCUGAUGAGACCUUAAACUUCAUUGCACCUAAUAAGUAUGAGUACUGCAUCUGGAUUGAUGGUCUCAGUGCCCUUCUGGGAAAGGAUAUGUCCAGUGAGCUGACCAAGAGUGAUUUGGACACCUUGCUGAGCAUGGAGAUGAAACUGCGCCUCCUAGACUUGGAGAACAUCCAGAUCCCCGAAGCCCCACCACCAGUGCCCAAGGAGCCCAGCAGCUAUGACUUUGUCUAUCACUAUGGCUGAGCCUGGAGCCAGAGACAGUAGUACCCAGGAAGGGAUUUGGGGCCCAGGAGAAACACUCACAGUCUGGUGCCUUGUCUUUUGCUGUAUAGAAUCUAUAGUGAUCUUGGUGGCCAGUAAAUGCCAGUCAUUCCUCCAGCCCACCGUGGACCACCCAGAGCUUCCUUCUAGUCCCUGUUCACUAAGUCAUGAAGGCAAGGUACUCUGCUCUCCCUAUCACCAGGGAGCCUGGGUUCCAACCUUGAGGAAUGAACAUACUCUUUGCCUUCCAGCCCAAGAAACUGCUUCUGGGGGUCUGGAUUUAACAAUAGCCACUCACUUUUUCUUCCUGAGCCUGCUUUCCAGUUCGCUGGAUCCCACUGUGGGCAAGAGCUGACCCAGGAAAUACUGCCUGCAGAGAACUAAUGUGUUGGGCAUGUUGAGAACCUUGAAGAGACAGCCUCUGGGAAACCCAGCCUUUGCUUUUGUUGUCUUGUGAGGGCUCACUCCAGCCUCAAUCGGUGCCAAGGUAUCAAGAUGCUGCUACUUUUGAAGUAUGGCUUUCACAUCUCUGAUCUCUGGAGCUACCAGAUCUCUUGCCUACACAACUUGUCAAGUCAGAUGGAAAUUUCUCCAUACAAGCACUCAAUUUCGCACCCUUGUCAAUCAAAGACAUACGGGCUAAGUCCCACCCUCUUAGAUUCAAAGAACUCUACAGGGUGAGCAUGGAUAAGGCCUGGGCCUGGACUGUGGUGAGGUCUCUAGAUUUCACUCCCUUUUCCCCACAUGCAUUUUUUCCUUCCUUGGAGAGAAAUACCCUGCCUAACCUAAACUAUAUCCCUUCAGUUUGUUUUCCUUUGGCCUUCUAGACCUCAGAAAAUUAGCCUUCCCUCCCUCCCCUCCCAUUGGCCGUGAUUUCAGGCUGAGGCCACAGCUGUGCCAAAGGGGCUUCCUUGGUGCUGCAGCACUUAUGAACCACAUGCACAGCCUCUUCCCUUGGGCAUGUGUGAGCACGGUGGCAUUCAGUAUUAGUAGCCUGGCAUGGUAGGUACUGCCCAAUAAAGAGUGUACUAUAUAUUUUCUUUACUAUAGGCCAUACUUAUACAGACUUGUGUAUAUAUAUUUAUAUAAGAUCUACCUAUCCUAGAACGAAAUGUUUGAGGGAAAAUAAAAUUGGAGGCCAAAAAAAUAAUAACAUUUUCCGCUAUGAGCCAAGAUGGUAAUCUGAGAUCAACCAGGAGCUGACAAGUAACCAUGUUUUCAAUAAAUACUCUUUCAUGUACAAA